GCGUCUGCACCCAGCCAGGGCACCAACCUUGGAUGAGAGUACCCUGUCCAGCACCCACCGCCUGCAGGAGCUUAGUCAGGGGACACAGAACCACAGUCCCAGAGCCAGUUUUCUGAGAGGAGUCUGAGAGCCCAAAGCAGUCGGUUAUCUGCAAAUCCCCCAAUGGCCACCUUUCCCCCACUCUCCAUGACUCGUACAAAGCUUGCAGUCUUAGCCAGGCAGAAGCUUCCGUGUUCUUCAAAAUCAAUCCCAAGGGCCCAGUUGAUCAAAGAGAAAGAUGACAUAGAUUAUUACCUGGAGCAGAAUAUCAAAGGGCUGUCGAAAGAAGAGGUUGCUGCCCACAGGAACUCAUACAAGAAGAGCAUCUGCGUGGACAUGCUGCGAGAUGGCUUCCACAAGUCCUUCACCGAGCUCUUCGGUUUGAUGGAACAGUGGGACAAGCUUCGGGAAGCUGCGCAGGCGCGGUCCCUCUUCUGGCUGCAGAGGCCUCUGGAGGACCAGCCAGACAAGUUGGACAAUUUCUACCACUACCUGACCAAUGCCGAGUCUGCGGAAAGGAAAGGGUACUAUGAAGAGGUGUAUAACAACCUGUAUGCACUGGCCUGUUAUUUCGAUAACUCUGAGGACAAGUGGGUGAGGAAUCACUUCUACGAACGGUGUUUCAAAAUUGCUCAGCUGAUCAAAGUUGACGGUGGGAGGAAAGAAGCGGAGGCAGAGGCCCACAUGGGUCUUCUUUACGAGGAAGAGGGUGAGCUUCUGAAAGCUGCAGAGCAUUAUGAAGCAUUCCAUGAAUUGACACAGGGACGGUUAUGGAAGGAUGCGGCGGGUCAGUUCCUCAACUUGAUAGCCUGUGAAAGUCUCGUGAGGACCUACAGAUUGCUCUCAGACGGGAUGCUGGAAAACAAGGACUACAAACAGGCCAUCAAAAUCCUCAUGAAAGCUUCCGAGAUAGCCAGAGAAGGAAAUAACAGAAGCAUGGAAGGAGAGGCUUCUUACUACCUGGGCUUGGCCCACUUGGCCUCUGGAGAAUAUGAGACCGCACUAUCAGUGCUCGAUAGGUACAGUGAGAUCUCCACAAGCCUGGAUGAUGAACUCAGCCUAGGGAGAGCCUACGAAGCGAUGGCCAAGGUCUUGCAGAGCCAAGGAGAGAUGACAGAAGCAAUUAAAUACCUGGAGAAGUUCGUCGUAAUUUCAAGAAACAACUUCAAAAACCUGGAUGUGAUUCAAGCGUGCACGAUGCUGGGUGACAUCUACAAUGAAAAGGGGCAAUACAACAAGGCUUCCGAUUACUUCCAACAAGCUUUCAGCACCGCCAUGGAGGUCAUGAAAACGACGCUCAUGGAUGAAACCAAAGUCCACUAUGGGAUAGCCAGAGCCCACCAGAUGAUGCUGACGAUGAACGGUUACAUCGAAUCUGCUGACACGAACAGCCUCAACUGCCUGCUGUCCUGGAAGGAGACUAGAACUCAAGUCGAAUAUGACCCCAUUCUGGGGGAGGCUAGAAAAGCCAUGGAAGACAACAUAUAUCAAUUCCCAGACGCUCAGGAGGAAACAACAAGAUCUCCAGAAAAUCAAUAAUGUGAAACUCCAGUGACUCAACAUCAGAGCAAGAAGAAACUUAGCUAUAGCCUUAGACCUCGUUAGAUAGGAGCACGAAACAAGUGAUAGGGAGUUAUAAAAAAGAUUAGGGUUGCUUUUAUUGAAUUUUAUUCUGCCGUGACUAUGGCAAGUUUAUGAAGAUCAAGUACAGCUUAAAUGAUUAGAACGAUCAACAGUUACUCAUAAAAUAAACUCUAGAAUGUCUCCUCAUACACUU
Messenger RNA from Rattus rattus (black rat), 1816 nucleotides. RefSeq names its product tetratricopeptide repeat domain 29 (gene Ttc29). NCBI's taxonomy places the organism in Eukaryota, Metazoa, Chordata, Mammalia, Rodentia, Muridae. The record is from RefSeq and is a predicted model, not a curated record. Gene Ontology annotation, molecular function: protein binding. Bases 163 to 1578 code for a protein of 471 amino acids. The transcript is spliced from 13 exons.